This is a messenger RNA of Prunus mume (Japanese apricot), 919 nucleotides long. NCBI's taxonomy places the organism in Eukaryota, Viridiplantae, Streptophyta, Magnoliopsida, Rosales, Rosaceae. The record is from RefSeq and is a predicted model, not a curated record.
CCGCUAGGCGGUCUGGGCUGAUCUAGGUGGCCGCUAGGCGGUCUGGGCGGAUCUAGGCGGCCUGCGCAGGUCUAGGCUGUUCUGCGUUGGUGUUGAGGUAUGCUGCUCUCAUAAACCAGAAGUGCCAUGUGAAGAACAAGGAUAUUAGGAAGUUUCUUGAUGGGAUUUUUAAGGACUCAAUCCAAUUGUCUUCGUCGUUUACCACGGCAUGUUAUGGCCAUGGUUUUGGUAGGACCAUUUGCUUAUGUACUUGAAAGGAAACAAAGGCCUUCACUCUCAUUUUCUGUAGCUGCCAAAAUUUUUGUGCUUGCCUUGUUUGGAACCACCAUCCAUCUGAAUGUGUACUAUGCUGGUUUAGCAUACACUUCUCCAACAGUUGCAUGUGCCUUGAGUAAUGUUAUUCCCAGCUUGACAUUUCUAAUGGCAGUUCUACUUGGGUUGGAGAAGUUGAAGAUUAGAACUGCUAGAGGUCAAGCUAAGGUGGCUGGCACACUUUUCGGCAUUGGUGGUUCUCUUGUUUUCACUUUCUGGAAAGGAGGAUACCUAUUUAAAGGUUUUGUAAAGAGGCCACUGAUAAAUAUAUCUGUUGGUUAAGGAAAACUGGAUCAAGGGGGCCCGCGCCUAAAGAUCAACAAAAAAGGGAAAGAAAUAAAUAUGUGAAUCAGGUUACAUGUUUUUCUCCCUUUAUAAUCAACAGUUGCUCAGAUUCUACAAGAAAGAUGGGAGUAUAUGUCCAUCACAAUCCGCCUGCGCCUAAAGAUCAACAAAAACACGAAUCAUAUUACUCUCUGAAUCUGAAUAUUUGCCUCAAAUACUAGGAAUCAGGUUGUUUGGGGUUUUGAAUAUCAGAAAAUCAAAUAAAGUCAAUGGAUGAAGUCUUGCAGUCCUAAAUCUAAUCAAUAAACCAUUUUCCUUUUUA